AUGGGAGAGGGGGAUCCUCCCACCGUUAUCUAUGUGAACUUCACAUCAAAAAAGAUCCCUGAAAAAUUCAACGCUCGGGUCAAGGAGCUUGACAGUAUGAUGAAGCUCACGCACCAAUGGCUCGAUACCCAUGCAGGCCUCCAGGUGAAAGCGCGCAAGGCAGAAGGCGAAAUCGCGUCCGAUGAUUCACCCGAAGCCAAAUGGAAGCGUUCCGAUUAUCGUAUCAAAGUUGUUGACACCUAUCUAACCGAGAACUGUUCUUGGGUAUAUACCCCUCGCUCUGAGAAAUAUACCAAGUCCAUCAAGGCUCGUAAAGUCGACUUCCAUUUCGAACUCGUCAAAAAUGUUCUUGCGGGGCUUAUUGUGCCCACAUCUUUGACUCAGCAACUGGAGGCUAUUUUCAAAGGAAUCUCGGACACGGUUAUGAAAACCCAACACACUGCUGAGAAACGGGCCGUCUGGAGCUUGAUUCAAGUCUACACUUACGAUGAGAUGAGGGACGACGUCCGCUGCUCCCUUCGGUGCAUCUCAUAUUCUAUUGACCAGGAUAUGAAAAAGAUAAUCGUGGGCAAAGCUAGUUAUGAGUCAAUCAGCCUGGAUUUCAGCUACCUGAAUGGCGACUACCACUUCAAUGAGGACACUUGGAAAGAAGUGAAGUCCGAAGUUAAUCAGUUCAUCACUGGCCGCGCUGUCAAGCAGAUACGUGAUACUACAAAGGUCCCGGUUUAG
Molecule: messenger RNA, 729 nt
Organism: Uncinocarpus reesii 1704
Lineage: Eukaryota; Fungi; Ascomycota; Eurotiomycetes; Onygenales; Onygenaceae
Exons: 3
Coding region: 1-729 (242 amino acids)
Source: RefSeq, a predicted model, not a curated record